Messenger RNA from Camelina sativa (false flax), 1794 nucleotides. RefSeq lists its product as uncharacterized. Gene Ontology annotation, molecular function: GTP binding. The record is from RefSeq and is a predicted model, not a curated record. Lineage: Eukaryota; Viridiplantae; Streptophyta; Magnoliopsida; Brassicales; Brassicaceae.
CUAGCGUUUUGUCUAUCUUCCAUCGUCGUCUUCCUUCAGCUCAUCUAUGGCGGAUCUUCAAUUAAGUUGGUAGCUUGUUGUUCUGCUUGAGCACGAUUAUCACAUAAUGUCUUUAGAUCAUAAGGUCAAGAAAAGGCUGAAGCUUUCAUCACUUAGCUCCAAUUCUUCUUAUAAAGGAAGGAGUAGAUCCACUACUCAACGCAGUGAUGAUGACACCACUAACUCUCGGGAGACUGGUAAGAAGACUACGGUGUCGUAUUUGAAGAAGAAGAAGACGGUCUACCCCAAUAACCAUGUGAACCAAACCCCACGCACGAUGUGGGCUGCACCAAAGAGAAACCAACGGUCUGCUUCGACCUCUAUUAACGACGAUGCUGCAACAAGUGUGUUUAAAACAAAGUCACCGAGUGGGGGAGAUGAUGAUGCUACUCGAAAGAGCCACAAAAAGAGAGAUGAAUUGGAUGGUAGACGAAGGAAAAGCUCGGAUGUGCCGAUGGCUGCUUUUAAGGCUAGGAAACAAGCGCUUUCAGAUAAGAGAGGAGUCGUGGGAGAUGGCUCAGAUAGUCAAGAGGAUAAACCAAGGAAGAGAAAGAGGAUACGAUUAGACCGCUAUGAUACCUCAAAUAAAAGAAUAGUUGAUGAUGAUGUCCUUCUUGAUGAUGUCCAUGGAUUAAAGAACAAGAAAGACGCAGUGAAAAGUGUAGAAAUGUCCAAAAAUGCUCAGUUUCGGGCAAUUCAGCCUAGUCAUUCCAUCCUUUCCUAUGUGGAAGAAAAUCUGUUGGGGCGUAGACGUUUAAUUGAGCUAAAGAGGGCCGGCUACAACACUGAGCUUCCUGCUCCCUUAGAUAAUAUUCCUCAGUCAACCAGCACUGAGAGAGAACGUAUAGAAGAAAGUGUAUUUAGGAAUAAGUUGGAAUUCUUUGCUGCUGCAAAUGUUUCAUCUUCAUUUCCACCGCCUGAUGUACCUGAGAUUGCAUUUGCAGGAAGGUCAAAUGUUGGCAAAUCGUCUCUGCUAAAUGCUCUUACCAGACAGUGGGGUGUUGUAAGAACAUCUGACAAACCGGGACUGACCCAGACCAUCAAUUUCUUCGAUCUUGGUUCCAAGGUUCGCCUUGUUGAUUUACCAGGAUACGGCUUUGCGUUUGCAAAAGACGAAGUUAAGGAAGCAUGGGAAGAUCUUGUAAAGGAAUAUGUUUCAACAAGAACUGGUCUUAAACGGGUGUGCCUCCUUGUUGACACAAAAUGGGGUAUGAAGCCAAGAGACCAGGAACUUAUUAAUCUGAUGGAGAGAUCGAAUACAAAGUAUCAGAUAGUCUUAACCAAGACGGAUGUGGUGUUUCCAAUGGAUGUGGCACGUCGGGCAAUGCAAAUCGAAGAGAAAUUGAAAGCAAACAGAUCAAUUGUCCAGCCUCUGAUGAUGGUGAGCUCAAGGUCAGGAGCAGGCAUAGGAAGUUUAAGAACUGCCCUUGCUAGAAUUGCUAAGUUUGCAAAGUUCUAGCCAUCUAGGUUCUCGAAAACAUGAAAACAAUUCCCAAAGCCAAUCAGAGACAGGGAAUCGAACGUUUGUAUGGCGAAAUAUGGGGGAAGAAUGAAAGAUUAUAUGUGUUGUGGAAGAAGAGGAAGGAGAAGUCAAAAUCAACAUGAGAUGGUGAAUGGUGUGAUGAUGAUGAUCCGACUAAGUUAGUGAAAACUGUCAACAAUCACUUGUGAUUUUUUAAUUUCUUUAUUAUCUUUUUGUUUCUCAAAGCCAUCGUUUAGAAGAAAAUGAGAGCAUAAAAUGGUUUUUCACGUUCA